Trichomonas vaginalis G3 is the source of this 408-nucleotide messenger RNA. RefSeq lists its product as uncharacterized. The coding region runs from base 1 to 408 and encodes 135 amino acids. The record is from RefSeq and is a predicted model, not a curated record. NCBI's taxonomy places the organism in Eukaryota, Parabasalia, Trichomonadida, Trichomonadidae. The transcript has a single exon.
AUGAGCCUUACAUCACAAGCAGUAAUAAUGCAUGAGAUGCAAGACUGGAAGUCAAAGUUUUCAUUUAUUACAAUACCUGAGGUUCAAAACGCACCAUAUUCGAAUUUUCGUUCAUUAAUUUCCGAAAACUCAGACAUUAUUGAUAUAUCCAAUAUAAUUGAAGCCGUUUCAAUGAAAUUAAGCAUUGAUGUCCUUAAAGACAUUUCAUUCAGUUUUCCUUCUGAAAAGAAUAGAAUUGCACAAACAGCAGCAGCUACAAGAACAACUUUAAGAUUUUCACCUAGUAACGAAGUUUUAGCUAGUAAACCGAAUGCUGCAUAUAUUGCUAAUCCUUCAACAAUUCAAAAAACAUUACCACAAAAGUAUAACAAAUCUAAACUAAAUAAUAGAAAGAUCAUUAUAAAGUAA